Nakaseomyces glabratus is the source of this 1515-nucleotide messenger RNA. It is a transcript of the gene MEP2, whose product is annotated as ammonium permease MEP2. Gene Ontology annotation, molecular function: ammonium channel activity. NCBI's taxonomy places the organism in Eukaryota, Fungi, Ascomycota, Saccharomycetes, Saccharomycetales, Saccharomycetaceae. The record is from RefSeq and is a predicted model, not a curated record. Gene Ontology annotation, cellular component: plasma membrane. Gene Ontology annotation, biological process: ammonium transmembrane transport.
AUGUCUUACAACUUUACAGGGACCCCAACGGGUCAUGGGACAGGUGGUGACUCACUUACCACCGAUUUAAACACACAAUUUGACCUAGUCAAUAUGACGUGGCUAGGUGUAUGUACCUCAGGUGUCUGGCUUAUGGUGCCUGGCAUAGGUCUGCUGUACUCUGGUCUUUCCAGAAAGAAACACGCCUUAUCACUUCUAUGGGCAUCGCUCAUGGCCGCUUGCUUAGUGAUAUUCCAAUGGUUCUUCUGGGGUUACUCACUAUCAUUUUCCCAUGAAACUAGAGGAAACGGAUUCUUGGGAACUCUAGAGUUUUUUGGUUUUAGAAAUGUCCUUGGUGCACCAUCCGUCGUCACAUCAGUACCUGAUAUCGUCUUUGCCAUCUUCCAAGGAAUGUUCGCUGCUGUAACUGGUGCUUUAAUGCUUGGUGGUGCUUGCGAAAGAGCUCGUCUAAUGCCAAUGAUGAUCUUCCUAUUUCUAUGGAUGACAAUCGUCUACUGCCCCAUUGCAUGCUGGACAUGGAAUGCGGAGGGAUGGUUAGCUAAACUGGGUGCUCUGGACUAUGCAGGCUCUGGACCUGUUCACACGGCCUCCGGCCAUGGUGCUCUUGUCUACGCAUUAAUCUUGGGUAAGAGAAACGAUCCAGUCGCCAAGAAAGGUAUGCCAAAGUAUAAGCCACACUCAGUCACUUCUGUUGUGCUGGGUACCGUCUUCCUAUGGUUUGGAUGGCAAUUCUUUAACCCAGGUUCUGCUGGUAAUGCUUCCAUUAGAGCCUGGUACUCUGCUAUGAACACAAACCUGGCUGCCGCAUCUGGUGGUCUAACUUGGUUAUUCAUCGACUAUUUCAGAACUGGCGGAAAAUGGACCACCGUUGGUAUGUGCUCUGGUAUCAUUUCUGGUUUGGUCGGUAUUACACCUGGUGCUGGCUUUGUUCCAAUUUGGUCUUCAUUUAUCAUCGGUGUGCUUUCUGCAGCAGGCUGUAACUUAGCCGUUGACUUGAAGAAUGUUCUGCACAUCGACGAUGGUCUUGAUGUGUAUGCAUUGCAUGGUGUUGGUGGUUGUAUUGGUUCCGUGCUAACCGGUAUCUUCGCAGCUGAUUAUGUUAACGCAACAGCAGGUUCAUACAUCGCCCCAAUUGCAGGAGGAUGGUUAAACCAUCACUGGAAACAAGUGGGAUACCAAUUGGCUGCUAUUUGUGCAACAAUUGCCUGGACAGUCACCAUUACUGCAAUUUUGCUUCUUGCCAUGGAUCAAAUUCCAUUCCUGAGACUAAGAUUAAGACCAGAAGAAGAGGAACAAGGUACUGAUGAAGCGGAGAUUGGCGAGUUUACAUACCAAGAGGAACAAGAAUAUAUUCCUGAACCAGUCCGUUCAAGGUCUCCAGGUAUGCAACCAAAAAUGUCCUCCAUUGACGAUAAAAUUACUGGACCACAACAAGUGAUUGAUUCAAAGCUUUCUGAGUCAGAAUCAGGAUCUAAUGAGGCAGGCUCUAAUAUGGGUGAAAAGCAAACAGUUUAA